Monomorium pharaonis (pharaoh ant) is the source of this 5355-nucleotide messenger RNA. RefSeq lists its product as uncharacterized. NCBI's taxonomy places the organism in Eukaryota, Metazoa, Arthropoda, Insecta, Hymenoptera, Formicidae. The coding region runs from base 1382 to 2290 and encodes 302 amino acids. The record is from RefSeq and is a predicted model, not a curated record. The transcript has 3 exons.
AUUACAUUGUUGAGUGGGAAAUUACAACUAUCAGGUACGUUACAUGUAACUUGGUGUUUGGUGGGUGCAUAUUAGGCGUAGUCUACAAUAACCUUGUAUUGCACAAUUCGCAAAUUGAAAAAUAUUUUCUAUUUUCUUUAAUUCUGAUAAACCGACCUUUAUUGUAAUAAUCAUGAGAAGGUCUUCCUCCUAUAGUUGACAUUUUCACUAAAAAACCAUAAGUUUUUUUUGUUGAUCGUUAUAACGGUUAUCCUUGCAGGCACCCUAAUAGAUUUUCUACCUAAAUAGGUGUUUUAUGCAGCAAAAAACCUCGCUUCGUUAUCUGCGCAGAUUACUUAGUUUUCUGCGCAUACAUUUCUGCACAUAAAACGUGAGGUAUUAUGCGUACCCAACCCUGGUGUAGCGGCGCGUGAAUCGGCGCGGUCGUCGGCGCGGUGCCCGGUAUUAGCUGUUCGACGCAUCAGCUGAUCGGUCGAUGCUAUCGUCACAGUAUACAGUAGCGCAACUCUCUUUAAUAUGUGAAGCCAAUACAACGCGCAUGCGCAAGUUGAGACCCUUCAUAAUGUUUCAAAUGUUUAGAAAUUGACAGCAAUUCUAUAGCUUGCAUAUCGGUACUAUCUGAAAAGUUAUUUUAUAUAUUAUAAAAUAUAUGAUAUUUAUAUAAAAUGAAAUAAAAUUAAAACAAUAAAGUGAAGUGAAGUGUAGUGAGUGAAAGAAAUGAAGUGUAAAGCGUAAAAGUGAUGUGAAUUAAGUGAAGUGAAGUAAAAGGAAAGUGACAUUUAUAUAGCACAGAUUUUUAUUUCUCUUGCAGAAAACACUUUGAUCUUAGCUCUGUUUCAGGUUCAAGAAAAAAACAGAAUUUAGCAAGAAAAUGAGUGGACAAAAUAUUAAAAAGUGUUCAAUAAGAGGUUGUCCUGGAAAUCUGAAACUGGAAAGAAGACAUGUAUUUAGAUUCCCAAAGGAACAUGACAGAUACCGUAUUUUGUUAUAAAAAAUAUGUUUAUAUUCAUUUAUGUUUAUUUAUGUAUUUUUUUAUGUUUUAUAUAUAUAUGUAAAGUUAUAUAUAUAUUUUUUAAUGUUUAUGUUUUUAUGUUCCGUUGCGCGAAUUUCUUACUCAAUUUGCGCUUAUCGCAGUCGCGAAUCGAUAGAGUGAAUCAGAAAAGGCAGUCGUUUUGUCUUCUUGCUUGCGAGGGAAGACUCAUUCGGGGAAGAUUCGAUUUCUUUCGCGGGGCUCAAAUCCAAAUUGGAGUUGCGAUUCGGGGAAAGUGAGCUCGCGCAAAACUUUUACUUACAAUUUGCUAAUUGAAAGCAGAACGCGGGCGAAGAUUUUGCGACAUUGGGCGCGGAUCUAGAGCGGCUUUCGCAGAAAGCAUAUGCUUUUAUGUUUUUAUGUUUAUAUUUAUUAUUAUAUUUUUUAUAUAAAUUUUUAUAUUUAAUAAAUUCUUAUAACAGAUGGUUGCAAUGGAUACGAUCUAGUGGACGACUGGAUUUGGAAGAAAAAGGUCCCGAAUAUUCUUCUAAAAAUUGUCGAUUGUGUUCACUACAUUUUGAGGAAAAAUGGUUCAAAAUUAGUAACAGAAGAAUUCUUCUUUAUCUUAAUGCCGUUCCUAUAAGAUUUGGAAAAGAUUUAGAAUCAUUUUCAAAAAUUAAAGUAGAAGAAAGUAGAACAGAUACAGAAGCAGAAAAAGACAAAGAAAUUGAAGAAACAAUACAACAGCAAACAUGUUCUGCAACAGAAAAAGAAAAUAGAAAAGGAACUGAUAAAAAAAAUAUUAAUAUAGAAAAGGAAAUAAUGGAUGUCUGUAAUAAAGGAAAGAAGAUGGAUGUUAAGAAGAUGGAUGUUUGUAAGAUAAUACCAAGUACAACAAUGCUAAAACCAACGAUGACAUCGAAGAAAAAAAACAGCCCUACAAAAAAACAGCUACGUACAACCAUAAAGAAGUUGAGAUUAAAACAUAAAAUUUUUCAGCAAAAACUGCGACGUUUUCAAAAAAGAAAAGACAGAACGAUCACCACCAAAGGUCAAGAACAUGUAAAAGAAAAGGUACAGAGUGAAGAAUUAAAAAUUUUAAAAACAUUCGGGAAUAAGUGGUUACCAGAAAAAUUUAGUAUGUUAUUGUCAGUACAAAUAGAUGCGCAAACAAAAAGCAAACGUGAUAUACGAUACAGUAAUAAAUUUAAAAAAUUUGCUCUGUCUAUGUAUUUUUUAAGUUCGCGAAAUUAUAAAGAAUUAAAAAAAUCAUUUACAUUACCUUCUGUGCGUACUUUACAUUCUUUUACAUAUAAUUGAAAUGUUGAACCCGGUAUUAAUAUAAAAAUUUUUGAAGCCUUAAAAAUAAAAUAAAAUUUGUUACCAUUAAUAAAACGACAUUGUAUUUUGUGCGCGGACGAAAUGAGCUUAAAAUCUCAUUUAUUUUACAAUGUCUCACGAGAUGAAAUAAUAGGAUUUCAAGAUGUUGGUGAUAAAAAAUUACCAAUACCUGCAAAAAGUGCGUUUGUUCUUAUGGCACGCAGCAUUGCAGAUAAUUGGAAAGUUCCACUUUGUUAUUGUUUUGUAGCCACUGCUUGUACAAGCGACACGUUGAAAAUUAUUAUUUUUGAUGCAAUAAUGAAACUACAAGAAUGUGGUGCUACUGUGCAUGCAUUAGUUACGGAUAUGGGUUCUAAUUUCUUGCAAUUAUCGCGUGAGUUAGGGAUAUCAAAUGAAAAUUCUACAUUUGUUGUUAAUGAACAAAAUAUAUUGUAUAUUUUUGACACUCCCUAUUUAAUUAAAGCAACACGUAAUAAUUUGUUAAAAUAUGAUUUAAAAUUUAAUGAUAAGUUUGCAUCAUGGUCUCAUAUUGUACAAUUUUAUUCAAAAGAUAAAAAACAAUGGAUUAAAGCAGCUCCUAAGUUAUCUCCAAUUCACAUUGAACCCACUAAUUUUGCAAAAAUGAAAGUUAAAUAUGCCGUACAAGUUUUUAGUAAUCAUGUAGCUGCAGGUAUGUGACACACCUCCCCUCGGGGUAACGAGCGGCCCCAAAUGACCUUUCCCGGUCGGGCCAUUCGGCCCUUGUGACUGACGAAGAACGUCACGUCACAAUAUGUACAAAUUACAAAUUAUUAAUUAUAACAGCUAUAUAUACAUGCAAGAAAGAAACAAAAAUUAAAGGUGUAAAAUAUUCCACAUUUUUCUAUUUUUCUGGUCAACAUUUUUACGUGCUUUAUUAUGUUGUAAAAGUGCAUAAUAAAUGCGCAUGCGAAAAAACAACUUAACAAGAAAUUCUUUAGGAAAGUUAGGACAUGGUGAUUGAAAAUUAAUAUUUUUUAUAAAAGAAAGUAAAUAAGCACCAAUAUUUUUUUUAUAACAAUUACUUUCAAAAUUUUUAAUAAAUAUUUCAUCUAAUUUAUGUAUGUAUAAACAAAAUUGAUUACUCGGAAUAUUUAAAGCUCCAAAAAGUUCUCCAUUUUCAGACCCAUAAUCGCGGAAUGAACAAUAUAAAGUAGUGUCAUCUAAAAUUUAAGUUGUUUCAUUCAUAUAAUCUGUACAUAUUUCACAUGAAUGUAUUGCUAAACAUCGUUUUAUUAAAAAAUCGCAAACGUAUUUAAACGCGUUUUGUUCUGGCAGGUCAAUAGAACAAUAAUCAUGUGUAGGAACAUCUAAAAUUUUAUAUGUGAGUGGUAUAUUAAAGUCGGAAUCUGUAAAAUGAAGAUUUGAUGUUUCCAUAAGAUUUAAUAUUUCAUCAGAAUCUGAAGCACAAUUUUUAGUUUCACAAUUUUCUAAUAAUUUAAUGCUAAAUAGUUUUUUGAAAGCGCGUGCAAACUGUAUAGGAGUUGGAUUAACGGAAUAAUCGCCUUGUUGCCGAAUAGAACCAAAAAAAUUUUCAAGGCAAUCCUGAUUUAUUCUACGAGUUUGUAGAUAUAGAAAGUUAAAAGUUUUCAAUAUUUCCCACAAUUGUAUAAUACUGUUAAUAGUGACCUGCCAGCAUUCAAAACAUUUAAUUUUUAUAUUUUUAUUUUUAUUAAUAAUUCUUAUAUUUUUUAAAAAAUGUAACAUUUCUUGUAAAAAUUCCAAUUGUUUCGUAUUACCAAUAAAAACUUUCCUGUAUUCUUUUGCAGUGACUGUAAAAGAUGAAUUUAAAAUAUCAAACAAUUUAUCGAAACGAUCAAUAAAUUCUACUGUUCCAAUUGCUUCAGAUGAAAGACAACCUACAGACAUUAGUGUACACCAGUGUUGCAAAAAUUUAAUUCCUUUUUAGACUUAAUUCACAAAUAAUUAAAAAUUCCGAAAGGGCUUGUGAAUUAAAAGUGAGUUUAAUUCAUAAUUCCGAAAAGGCUCGUGAAUUAAAAGUAAGUUUAAUUCACGAUUCCGAAAGGGCUUAUGAAUUAAAAGUGAGUUUAAUUCACGAUUCCGAAAAGGCUUGCGAAUUAAAAGUGAGUUUAAUUCACGAUUCCGAAAGGGCUUAUGAAUUAAAAGUGAAUUUAAUUCACGAUUCCGAAAAGGCUUGUGAAUUAAAAGUGAGUUUAAUUCACAAUUCUGAAAGGGCUUGUGAAUUUAGUUUGAAACAAGUCCAGAUGAUUGGAUUCGAAAACAAUGAAUUAAUUCACAGAUGAUUGAUUUAAGUCCCGUGCGAGAAAUGAAUUUAUGUUUAUGAAUUUUUAUUAUUUAUGAGUCAUUUUUAUUCUCCAUAUGUUCUUAAAAAAUAAAAACAGCUAUUGCUGCAAAUUUGCCUUUGUUACAUAUGUUCAACACAUCUUUAAAUCUUAUUUCUAAAUCAUUUGUUGCAUAUAUCUUUUGAAGAGUAUUAUACAAGGAAUUCCAUCUUGUAACGGUGGGUCUUUGAAUGCCGAAUUCUAAAAUUUUAUCCAAAUUUUCUCUUUUUUUAGGAGAUUUUAGAAGCUUCCAUAAAGCUUGGCAUUUAUUCAUAACGUCAUCAUGUAUGGUUUUUACACUUAGAACAUUAUUUAUCGCUUUUCCUGCAUCUACUGAAGCAAUGAGAUUAAGAAUGUGGCUAGCACAUCGAAAAUGACUUGGCAAUGAUUGAUAAUCAUUAAUAGGAAAAUCACAAUCAUACACAGAAAAAAAAUGUAAUACAGCCAAUAACAUAUGUGAUUGCGGGCUGCCAACUACAUAAAAUACUCAAUACAAUAAUAUUUUAUAUUAAUGCAAGUACAAUGUUGAUACUGCAAUAGCAUAUAUUAUUGUAUUGAGUAUAUUUUUAAUUGGCAGCCCGCAAUAACAUAUCUUAUUGAAUAUAUUACUUUUUUUUUCAGUGUAUACUUUAUUUUCCUCCUCCAACAUUUCUUCGUUAUCGAAAUUAGAGUUGAUAUCGAUAGGAACCUCACGAUCAAUUUCUAUUUCUUUUUCUUCGUUGU